Messenger RNA from Blepharisma stoltei, 1397 nucleotides. The record is from the annotation of a GenBank genome assembly. NCBI's taxonomy places the organism in Eukaryota, Ciliophora, Heterotrichea, Heterotrichida, Blepharismidae.
AUGAAAGUAAGCUAUCUUAUUAUAUUGUCUGUGGUGUAUGUAUUUUCAUAUCCUCUUGAGCUCAUAAAGGAUUUCAUUCUAGAUGCCCACUUGAAAAUUGUGGGUAAUCCUAUUGAAAAUCCUGAAUGUCUUGACGUCGACCAACUGGACGCUAUAAUAAACAACUUCUACAAGCUCGUAGGCGAAUUUAAUGAAAAUAUUUUACCUGAAUCCCUUAAUGGGCAGUUAUGGCUUCUAAUUCCUUAUGAAUUGCUCUAAGCCAGCUUUUUUAAGCUAAAAUUAAAGAAAAUCUAAUUUUUUAAAUUUCUAUUGCCUUAUCUCUAUUUAACUAAAAGAAUUAUGGUCUAAUCUAUAGUAGUGGAUUAACUAUAAAUACUCUUAUAACAAGUCUUUCUUCAACCCUUUCCAACCGCAACUUUGAGGCUUUUCUUCUGUCUAUUGAUAAUUCGUUAAAUGACUCGCAUGAGCUAUUCUCAGAACUUCACUUGACCCCAUCCCCGUUCUCUUCAACACUUUAUGCUUUUAUAUCAUCAAUAAAGCAAUCAGAUUUUCAAUCUGCCGAACAGCAGUUUCUUGACCUCUUACAAUCAGCCUUUAUCUCUCAAAGAAAAAUAAUCCAGCAAUUAGAAUUAACCUCAAGCCAAUCAUACUACCUAGAGCAAUUCUAUCGAGGAAUAAUAAAAGGCCUACAACCCCCUACAGUAAAUUUUGGGAAUUGUUUUUUUAUUUAAAAUUUCUGCCAUUUUUUAACAUUUCAGUAAUUAUAAUUAAUAGAGCAGUCAAGAUAAUUAAGCUAAUAAAGGCUAAAAAUUGUUUUUACAUAUUAGACUAUUAUCCUCAAAUGUGCUAUAGAGCUCUUUUGCAUUUUGAUUUAUGCAUAUUCCUUCGGAUACUUUGUGAAGAUUCUAAAACUUUUUUCAAAAUAUGGGAAAAUUCAACAAACAUGAUGGCGAUGAAUUGCAAGUUUGGCGAAAUGAUCGGAACAAUUUUAAAUAUGACAAGUAAAAAUGGAAUUUCGUUGACAAUUAUGAACUAUAAAGAGAAUAUGGAUGAAAUCAAUGAUUAUGCUAAAAAGUUUAUCUCUGCUUCAGGCCCGUUUGAUAUUGGGUACUAUCCAGGAUCUUACCUUAAAUUAGUUACCUAUUGAGAAAAUCCUGUAAUCUUAUAUCCGCCCAACACCCUUCGCCUAUUACCCAGUUCAUGCGCGAGAUCGCAAAAGAUUGCUCCUGCCUGUAAUACUACCAGACAGUUAAGUCACCGUGCUAUACGGCCAGUCCCUGCUCACCCCAUGGGAUGCUAGCUACAGGAGUUAAGAGGUUUGGCUCGCCACGCCAUUUUAAUGUAUGCACUAUCCAGCAUCAAUAUUUCGCUUAUUAACCGGCUUUACCAUUAGUUAA